AUGGACAUCGCCGCGCCGCCCAUUGUGGCCCAGGCCCGCAGCCUCGAGCCGCAGGAGGUGAAGACCGUGAGAGACGCCACGAAGACCGCCCUGGACUCCAUCCGGACGCCGCACUCGGUGGAGAAGAAGGUCGAGGCCCAGAACAUCAAGGGGCGCAUUCAGGGCUUCGGGAACUUCGAGCCGCCGCCCGAGGAGAAAGACGUCAAGCCGACGGGCGUCACCGGGCAGGCGGCGGAGUUCGUCGCCGACUCGAUCGGAGACAUGGUCGACGAUUUUCGCGAGAAGGGCGCCGUCGGCGCGCUGAAGGACGCCACCAUCGACGCCCUCGACCUGGUACUGGACGGUGUCGACUCCAUCUGGGGCUGGGUCGCCGGCAAGUCCGACGACAAGGACACGCGGAUCUGCCAGCCGGCGGGCCAGGUGCCUGGCAUCGCCGGCGGCAACCAGUACGGGCAGUUCGGCGGCGCCCAAGGUUUUGCACCUCCUGCUUCUGCGGCACCGAGUUCAGCAUCGAACGCCUACGCAGCUGCCUUCGGGGGGGGCGUGGUCGGCGCCAACAACCCGGUGAUGGUGGCGGGGCUUCAAGCGCCCGGCAUGCCUGGCGGCGUCGCCCCCGCGGCACCGCCGCCACAGGCGCCCAAAGCUGCCGAGGAGCCUCCCAAGCCGGCGCCGGCGCCGAUGGUGGACCUCCUCUCCAUGGACGAACCGAGCGAGCAGGCGGCGAAGCCGAGCGCGGCUGCCGUCCCGGACCUCCUCGGCGAUGGGCCGAGUUCUGGCUCAUCCGCUCCAGCGCAAAGCCCUCCGAAUAUGCUGGAUUUUUGA
Prorocentrum cordatum is the source of this 822-nucleotide messenger RNA. NCBI's taxonomy places the organism in Eukaryota, Dinophyceae, Prorocentrales, Prorocentraceae. The record is from the annotation of a GenBank genome assembly.